CCGCACCCGGAGGGCCGCUCGCCGGGAAGGAGCACGCGCGCACACGCGACUACUUUUGAUGGUUUUGCGAGGCCGGCCGGUCGGUUCCGCGGAGGCCGCCGCGCUCGACUUUCCCGCCGCGGGAGGGGGCGGGGCACUCCUGGCCCCGCCCCUGUCUGGGCACCGCCUUCGCAGGUUGAUGGCAGCAGCAGCUGGGACUGCAGGGGCGCCGGGCCUCGGAGAGCCGCAAGCAGCGGCCGGAGAGCGCAGUUGAACACCCGGGCCCCGGACGCCGCGGACACCCGGAGAGGCCGUGCUGGCGCCCUGACACCUACGUCGGCCCCAGCGCACCCCCAGCCCCCUCCGCAGAGCUGUCGCAGCGCGAGCCCCCCUCGGCCCACUCAGGACCAGCUUACAGGACUAAGGACCAGAGGCAUUUCUGGGCACUGAGAUCCUCCAUCGCUGCCCCCAGCCAUGAGCCGGCGCGUGGUUCGACAGAGCAAGUUCCGCCAUGUGUUUGGGCAGGCAGCAAAGGCUGACCAGGCCUACGAGGACAUCCGUGUGUCCAAGGUCACAUGGGACAGCUCCUUCUGUGCCGUCAAUCCCAAAUUCCUGGCCAUUAUUGUGGAGGCUGGAGGCGGAGGCGCCUUCAUCGUCCUGCCUCUGGCCAAGACAGGGCGAGUGGAUAAGAACUACCCACUGGUCACUGGGCACACUGCCCCUGUGCUGGACAUUGACUGGUGCCCACACAAUGACAAUGUCAUCGCCAGUGCCUCAGACGACACCACCAUCAUGGUGUGGCAGAUUCCAGACUAUACACCUCUGCGCAACAUUACAGAACCCAUCAUCACAUUAGAAGGCCACUCGAAGCGUGUGGGCAUCCUCUCCUGGCACCCCACUGCCCGGAAUGUCCUGCUCAGUGCAGGUGGUGACAAUGUGAUCAUCAUCUGGAAUGUGGGCACUGGGGAGGUACUCCUGAGCCUGGACGACAUGCACCCAGACAUCAUCCACAGCGUGUGCUGGAACAGCAAUGGUAGCCUACUAGCCACCACCUGCAAGGACAAGACGCUGCGCAUUAUCGACCCCCGCAAGGGUCAGGUGGUGGCGGAGCGAGCCCGGCCUCACGAGGGCGCCCGCCCGCUGCGGGCCGUCUUCACCGCAGACGGGAAGCUACUCAGCACCGGCUUCAGCAGGAUGAGUGAGCGGCAACUCGCGCUCUGGGACCCGGAGAGGUUUGCGGCCCACGAGGGGAUGAGGCCCAUGCGGGCCAUCUUCACACGCCAGGGUCAUAUCUUCACCACGGGCUUCACCCGCAUGAGCCAGCGAGAGCUGGGCCUGUGGGACCCGAACAACUUCGAGGAGCCAGUGGCACUGCAGGAGAUGGACACUAGCAACGGGGUCUUACUGCCCUUCUACGAUGCCGAUUCCAGCAUCAUCUACCUGUGCGGCAAGGGCGACAGCAGCAUUCGGUACUUUGAGAUUACCGACGAGCCACCUUUCGUGCACUACCUGAACACGUUCAGCAGCAAGGAGCCUCAGAGGGGCAUGGGUUUCAUGCCCAAACGGGGGCUGGAUGUCAGCAAAUGCGAGAUCGCCCGGUUCUACAAGUUGCACGAAAGAAAGUGUGAACCCAUCAUCAUGACUGUGCCCCGCAAGUCAGACUUGUUCCAGGACGACCUAUACCCGGAUACACCAGGCCCCGAGCCGGCUCUAGAAGCAGACGAAUGGCUGUCGGGCCAGGACGCCGAACCUGUGCUCAUCUCGUUGAGGGAUGGUUACGUGCCCCCCAAGCACCGGGAGCUCCGAGUCACCAAGCCCAACAUCUUGGACGUGCGCCCACCCUCCGGCCCACGCCGCAGUCAGUCAGCCAGCGACACCUCUUUGUCGCAGCAGCACACUCUGGAGAGACUGCUGGAGGAGAUCAAGGCCCUUCGAGAGCAGGUGCAGGCCCAGGAUCAGCGAAUCACGGCCCUGGAGAACAUGCUGUGCGAGCUGGUGGACGGCACGGACUAGCGCCGCACUCCGGGGACAGCUCUGAGCCUGGAGGUCCAGACUGGGCCGGGGCACAGACUCGGCUGGCCCAGGGUUUUGAACUGGAACUUGGGACCCCACCUCUCUGGGCUGGGAAUGGAACUCCUCCCCUCGCAGGAGGCCUAGACACAUGGAACGUCUCAGAGACGGGCACCCUCCGCGUGCUGCGUGCCUCCUCCAGGACUCAGCAGGAACUGGCCUUGGGAGGACGGGGUGACAGGGCCUCAGCAACGGUGCUGCGCAGCGACAUGGUGUCCCCCUUUGUUUCUCGCUCAGGGCAGAAGAAGUACUUAGUUAUUAGCGUGACGCUUGGGGAUCUGGGGGGAUCUUGGACUUUACCUCAGAGGGGUGAUGAUUUGCCAGGUGUCCCGGACCGGCUAGGGGAAAUUAUAGCGCUGCUCCCUCUAGUCAGCUCGCUUACCUCCACCGACAUAAGUGGUAAACCCAACGGGCGUCACCUCAGGUCUACAGACAAAUACAACCCGUUGGCUGUAGAGCGGGUCCCACUGGCUACACCCAGCAGAGAGAGGGCAGCUUCCUGGGGGCACCUCUGCAGGACAGGUACCAGAACUCACCUGAGGAAGCAGGUUCACCACCCUCCCCCCAACACACACACACACUGCCCCCAGUCCUCUGCUGUAGCCUUGACUCCAGGGGGGAAACAAGACAUACUGGAUGAAA
Messenger RNA from Pteronotus mesoamericanus, 2691 nucleotides. It is a transcript of the gene CORO6, whose product is annotated as coronin 6. Lineage: Eukaryota; Metazoa; Chordata; Mammalia; Chiroptera; Mormoopidae. Gene Ontology annotation, molecular function: actin filament binding. Bases 454 to 1992 code for a protein of 512 amino acids. Gene Ontology annotation, biological process: cell migration; actin filament organization. The record is from RefSeq and is a predicted model, not a curated record. The transcript has 12 exons.